GGGAGGAGAAACUUAGCUAUCAGUGUGGCAGGGUCAUGAAGAGGAGGCGGUGGCGGGAGAGCGGAGGAGGCGGAGGGGGCGCGAAAUUGCGGUAGCCAGCGCUGGGCUGGUGAUUGUGGCCGUGUGGGAGGGAGAGGGUCCGAGCCCUCGGGCAGCUGCCGGGGCUCUGGGCUGAGCGCGGCUGUGGAGCCGCUGCUCCCGGCCCCCUGGCUCCGCCAUGUUCCGCAGGGCACGCCUUAGCGUGAAGCCGAAUGUCAGGCCUGGUGGAGGCUCCAGGGGCUCCGCCGCUCCUAAUUCCCAACGUGUACCGGAGGCUCCCAGGCCUCCCGAGCCUGCCACCGAGUCCUCUCCGAAGCCAGCGGAGCCCACAGAUGUGCCUGCGCCUGCGGUGGCUUCCGGGGAAGCGGAGCCCCAGGAAAAGGAUCCCAGGAGCAGUGAUGCAAAGACUGGUGAUGAAAAUAAUGUUGAAGAGUCCAGCAAAUCAUCCUCUACUGUUUCUCAGAGAAGAAAGCGAGUGCCAAGCACUUCUAGUCUUGCGAAGCCUACUGUCAGUGUUCCUUCACAGUGUCAACCCUUGUCUGCAGUUAACCACGAUGCUCCGCAGCCCAGCCCUACUCCAGCUAAAGACAAGCCCCCGUGUUCAGAUAGAUACCGAAUAUACAAGGCCAGGAAACUGAGAGAGAUGCUGAAAGAAGAGUUGAGGAAAGAGAAGAAACAAUGGAAAAACAAGUUUGCUACAAACGAAAGCCAGAGGCCACCAGAUCGUUCAAAAAUGACCAUGAGAGACUUCAUAUAUUACCUGCCAGAUAACAAUCCAAUGACUUCUUCAGUGGAACAAGAAAAGAAAACCGAAAAAUCCUUGGCUCCUACCCCGGCAAGAGAUAGGCAAGAUAAUCAGAGCACUCAAGAUGCUGAUGAUAAUGGAGACGUGGAAGAGAAGGCCGAUGAUGGGCCGCUGCUGGUUCCUCGAGUAAAAGUGGCAGAAGAUGGUUCUAUUAUUUUAGAUGAAGAAAGUUUAACUGUAGAAGUUUUGAGAACAAAAGGUCCCUGUGUUGUUGAGGAAAAUGAUCCUAUAUUUGAGCGUGGCUCAACAACCACAUAUUCCAGCUUCAGGAAAAACUAUUAUUCAAAACCAUGGUCAAAUGAAGAAACAGAUAUGUUCUUUUUGGCCAUUAGUAUGGUAGGAACUGACUUUUCUAUGAUUGGACAACUUUUUCCUCACAGAGAAAGGAUAGAAAUUAAGAAUAAAUUUAAACGUGAAGAAAAAACAAAUGGAUGGAGAAUAGACAAAGCCUUCCAGGAAAAACGCCCCUUUGACUUGGAUUUUUUUGCUCAUUUGCUUCAGAAAGUUCUUGAUGAAGAAGAAAAAAGAAAAAAAUCUACUAAAUGUCAGAGUUCAAAGGAAAAGUCUUCCAAACCACGGAAAAACGUGAAAGCCAAAAAGGUAACUAGUGAGGAAGUGAAUGAUGAUCCAGAUGAAUCUGUAAAUAGUAACAGUUCAGAUCCAGAAAGAUCUCAGAAGGAUACUCAGACAGUUGCUGAAGAGGAACCAACAACUUCGUCAGGACAGGAUUUAGAACAAACCAUGUUAGAGCAAGAUCAAAAUCAAGAGAAAAGGAGGAGGAGGAAGAAGCAAAACGAAGCUAAUAAGCAGGAAGCAGCAAAUCUUGUAGGAAAUGUCCUCGUUCAGUCGAGCUCUCCUGAAGCAGAAAUACACAAGAAUACAAGUCCUGAGGAAAAUGAAGGCGAAUGCAAUGAGGAACAGACACCUUCUUUCCCACAGCGCGUAGACGACAUUGCAGAGUCAUUCUCACCCUCCAGUGAAACGGUGGAGCUGAGAACUGGCUCCAGCCCUUCCGCAUGUAAUCAACAAAAUAUCAUGCCGCUAGCAAGUGAGUCCUCAGAGUCAAGUGCUGCAGAUUUGCCUUUGUCAGAAGUUGUGGGUGCUGCCUCCUGUGAAGUAAAUAAUGCCGGAACAGAAGAAAGAAGCGUUGACCUAGAGAAUAGACCACUUUUGCAAAAUCAUGUGGAAAAAGAGAGAUUGAAUGUACCUGAAAAUUUUGGGACAGAGAAUACAGAAAGAGAGAACCUAGGUGCUGAAACUGUGUCUGAUUUGAGUGAAAAGUCUUGUGUACAGGAAGAUGGUAAACCAAAGGUCUUAAGACCUGCACGUCUAUUGAGGGGCCGAAUGCAAAGACCAAGGCCUAACAUACAGAAAGCUACAGGACGAGAAGAGACUCCUACACCACAGGGAAAAAUUGGGGCCCAUGUAGAGAAGAAUGAAGACGAAUCCUGUGUUGAUAGAGAGCAAAGUGAAUCCUGUGUUGUGAUUCCUGAACAAAUGGAAAAUGAGUCAUUUAAAAACCUCCAGUGUGAAGAUGUCACAUCACAGCCUGAAGAGAAGGAUGCUUCAGCAAAUGUGCACUCUGAUGAGCCCAGGGUUCUUAAUGAAUGUCCAAGUAUUCAAGAGGACAGUAAAGCAAAUAAACUAAAGCAAGCUCCAGUUCUAAGGACGCCAUUUCAGAAACCAAAACCCAAUACAGGAAGAAAAAGAAUGACCUCCAAGGAAGGGGUGUCAGAGGAGGUUCCUAUUUCUGGAGAAAUAACAACUUUGGAAGAAACUGCAAAACCAGACUCUUUGCCAAGGAAGAAGAUGCCAAUUGUGACCAUUACUGUUACUCCUGCCACUAACGAAUUGGAAUCCGAUUUAAAAGACACUGGAAAAAAUGACACAUCUUCUAACAUGAAGAUGUCAGAAAUGACAGAAGUCACUAUGGAAAUGGAGAUAGGUUUGGAAACAAUAGAGAGAGUGAUUUCCCCAGGGGAGACGGGAGCAGAAAUGAUUGACAUCCCUAUGGAAACAGAGAUAAGUUUGAAAGCAUCUUUAAAUGAGAUUUCUCCUAUGGAGAACGUGUCAGAGUUGAUUGAUACCACAGAGGAAAUUUAUAUAAAUUUGGAAGAAACUGGAAGAAGAGAAACAUUUUCACAAGAAAAUGGCCCCAAGGAGGUUAGUCCAAUUAGUGAAAUGGAGACAGACUUGCAAGAAACUGGAAAAGACUUACCCACAAGAGACAGGACAACAGAUAUGAUUGAUAGCACUGAAAAAGGGGAGGCAUAUUCAGAAGACACUGAAAGACGAGAAAUAUCUGUGCCAGUAGAGGAGACAGAGGAGCCCAAAACCAUGGGUGAAAUGGAAACACAUCUGGAAGAGUUCGGAGAAAAGGCAGUGGGAUCCCCAGCAGAGCAGCUGGCUAGUGAGCUGGAUGUGUGCAGUAGCACACACGAAGAAGAAGCGGGGGUGGAGUCGAGUGCUGUGGAAGAAAAGAAGCUUGACCUGAAGGGAACUGGAGAAAGAGACAUUUCCACGAUGGUCAUGGCAUCAACAGAGAUGACUGCCCCUGAGGAGGGUAGUGGAGAUCUGAAGGAAACAGGAGAGACGUCCAUCUCUUGGGAGAGAGGACCUGGAGAGAUCCGUGUUGGGAAGCACAUGGUGGCAGACUUAGAAGAAACAGAAAAAGUAGAUAUUUCUCCAAGAGAGCAUGAACCAGAGGAACAUAGCUCAAGGCAGCUCGUGGCAGAUGUGAUUCAGAGCAGCAGUAAUGACAGCAGCCCCGGGGUUUCAGUGGAUAGAAAAAAUAUUAGCAAUAAAAUAUCAGUGAUGCCUACAUUUGAGGAACGAAAUGAAAACUCUGACAUGGAAGUAUCAAGUCACUUAAGUCAUGUGAAGUCUUCCCAGAAUUCUGCAGACCAUGAAACAGUUGCAGCGAUACAGCCUGCAGAUGUCCUGGAGCAGUUUUCCGGUACUAGCCUAAGCAGAUCUCUUCCUCAAGAACAGAAGCCACUCGAAGUUAAACCAGCUCCUUUUCUGAGAAGUCGGUUCAAAAAACCAAAACCAAACUUGUCAAGAGCAGCCUUAAAGAGAGCAACCCCAGAAGCAGAGCAUCGUGUACCUGGGAAGAAGUCAGAAGCAGAGACAGUCGCGUUACAGCAGGACAGUGAGCAGUCCGACUCUCCCUCUUCCCAGCAUGAGGUGCCUUUUCUAAUGACAUCAAGAGAAAAUGAUAACCCGCGUCAGGAGGAGGUGGAUGCUGUGAUAAUGCCGAGCAUGCAGACUGGGAAGGACUCUUCCCUACCCGAUUCAUGUGAACCCAAAGAGGAUUCUCAGUCAACACAAAAGCAGGAAAAUGGCUUAGUUGUUCCUGUUGGGACUCAGAAGAUGAACAUGGUCACACAGGAAACAAAGCAGAGUGUUGGCCAUAGUCUCCCAGUGAGAGGUCGACUUCAAAGACCAAGACCAAACGUACAAAAGGCCAGACAGAGGCAGAUAACAGAAAGAGGUGAAGCUGAAAGUGUAGCUAAGAAUGAAGGAUCAGAGCUGCAGAAAGAUGAAACGAAAAAAGUCCUGACAGUGGCUAAUGCUCACAUUGAAGGUGAAGUUGAAGCUAUGUCCCUUGGAGUUUCAGAGUACACAGUGAAUGAAAGUCACAGACACGUGGUUCCUGUAGAUGAACAAAAAAGGCAUGAAAAUGAACCUCAUGUCCCUAGUCCAGCACAGUUGUUAAGAAGACGAUUCCAAAAGGCUAAACCAAAUUUAGGAGGAGCACACCAUAAAAAAGAGCAACCAGUUGUAGAAAAAGGCGCAACAGACCAGAGCACAGACCCAAAACCAGAAGACCACGAGCCGCAGAAAGGAGACUUGGACAUCCAGCUUCCUCUACAAGAAAAGACAGAGAUUCUAACGCCUCUGGAGGUUUCAGCAGGAAAAGAUUGUAUCGUUCCUGAAGCGUCAGCUUCUCCCACUAAUGAUGCUCAGCUGACAGCUGUACCGUCAGGAGGUGCAAGGGACGAGAUUGUGGAGGACCAUCCUACAUCAUCUUUGGGGCUUGAAGAGCAGGGUCUCAGUAAACAAAUUAGCAGUCCACAACUAUUGAAAGAAUCAAAUUGCUCCAAAACUGCUGCGCAUCGAAGAACACCUCUCUCUUCUGCCUCUGAGUGUGAGACAGAUCACAGUGGGAAAAGAGCACAUAGAAAGAUGAAAUCAAAUGUGACCAAAGGGCGAGGACCCAAACGAAUCCGAGGUAAGACUACUAAGAAGGAACCUAGAGCUUCCAAGUCCAUGUUGGUGACUCUUCGGGCUUCUCAGAAAGAGGAUGAAGAGGAUGCUGAGGAUUUUGAUUCUGACUUUGAGGAGGAAACCUAUCAUCUUGCCCCAGAAGAAUUAAACAAAGCACCAGUAUUUGUACCUGUUGGUCUCAGAUCCCCUGAACCAGUGUCUGCUCAGAUCGAAGAAACAAUGGAAGAGCUUGAGAUAACCAUGGAUGUUGCAGACAUAGGAUGUGUGACGGUUGUUGAACAUCAGCUUUCAAACACGGAUGCAACAACUGAGGACGUGCAACCAGAAGAUUUGCAUUCCCCAGAAUUUGAAAUGGUCAUAAGUGAACAGACCCCAGAAGAACCAGGUCCCAGUGAUGGAAGCACCGAAGCUGCCAUAACUUUGCUUACAAUGGGAGACAUAGUAUUGCAGUCGGAGAUCAUCACUGAGCAGGGUGAUGUAGGAGUAUGUGUAUUUCCUGAUGUUCAUUCAAAGGAUAAAAGUCAUGUUCCUUUUAGCCCAGAUAAUGUAAAUCACAAAAUUGUUCAUGAAUAUCAGGAGGUUUCUUCACCUGUCAUUAGUAUGUUGCCUGCAUCGUUUGAGGAAAACAAGAUUGUAUCGAAGGAACAAAGUACUAAAGAAGAAGAAGCUGAUGUCAUGGGAGAAAUAAUGGAGAAUACUCUGUCAACCAGGAGCACAGCUCCUGCAGUGACCAAACAUGUGGGAAUGGAGAGUCAUUUUAUCACAGCCGAACCAAGUCCUGAGAAGAUCUUAGGGGUCUAUGGGCUUGAGGAUCAUCAGGAAGUCACCAGUUUUUGUGUAACCAAAGGGACAGAAGUGGAAAUUCAAAGAGAGCCUGAGGAAAAUGACUCCAAAGCAGUAGAAUUAGAAGAUAAAAGCCUUGAGCCAGCAGAAACGAAGGAGCAGAACCAAUUGCCAUGUGUCCAUGAUGGUGCAGUUACCAGUGUUUCUCAAGAAGCACUCCGGAGUGCAAGUUUCAGAAGUGAAGACCAAGAGGAGAACUUGGAAGAGGUUCAGAUGUUGUGUACUGCAGUUGCUUCAUCUGCGAUAGGGAUCCACACUCUUGAUUCAGGUCAGGGUCUUGGUGAGAGUCCUCCUGAAGAGCCCAUCACAGAAAACUCUAAAGGCAGCAGCAUGCUCAUGCUUCCUGUGCCAGAGAGUGUUCCAUCUAAUAUUCUAGAAGUCCAACAAGAAAAUAUGAUCAAUCCUCAAGACGUAACAGUGAAUCUAUUUGCUAAUCCAGAGCAAGAUGGAGAAGAUGAACAAGCAUUCAUUUUAACUUUGGUGGAAAUCCCAACUAAUACAACAGAAGGAUUUACUGAUGCCUCCAUGCAGUUAAUGCCAAGCUCUCUACUGCCAGCACCUAUAUUGGUCAAAUCUGGAAACACAGUAGAAAGAGGUCACCACAGUGAGAGUUUACAAACAACUUCAGUUGUUCAAGAUGCCAUAUGCUUGUCUCCUUCUGGAAGUGGUGAUUCUGAAAAGCCUCCUCCUAAGGUGGAUCUUAUAUCUAGGAAGAGAAUUCACUGCAGUCCUGAUGAAAACAUUCUUGCACCUCCUGCCAAAAAGUCCUCAAUUUCUCUGGGAGUCGAUGGUCAAGAGUGUGCCUCUGAGGUAUGUUCAAAGGAAUUCAAUGUUUUUGAGAAAACAGAAGAGUCUUGCAUGGGACAAGGCAUUUUCCCUACUUCAGAGAACACACAUGCAGCUCCUAAACCUCAAAAGGAAUACAGUGAGCCAACUUCUCAGAAUGUAGCAUCGAGAUCUCCUGACGAAAUAAAAGAUGCCUGUGUGGAAAAGACCAUGACUCAGUUGCCUCAGGAUGAGAUGGUGUCUGAUAAAGAAGAGAAGACUGGUCCUGUUUCCAGUUCCGAACAAAGGGAUAGCAUGACGUCAUCAUCAAAACCCCCUCUGACCAGACCUGGCAGAAGACCUUUGGGAUUUUUGUCUUUAAUAUGUCCAAAAAAUAGUUUGGACUCUGACGAAGCGACUCAAACCCAUAGUAAGAAGCGCCUAAAGCCUCAUAUACCUGCAUCACGACGAAAUUUGAAAAAACCUAAUCUACUUAAUACAAGCCAGAAAAAAACUGAAGAAUCUUCUUCUGAUCCACUCCCAUCUCCAAGUAUUACUGAUCCUCAGUCUGAUGAUACUGGAAAGUCAGCAGCUCAGGUUUCUUCUGAUCAGCCAUCGCUAAAAGAGAAAUGUAAAAGUGGGCCAAAACAGGCAUGUGAAGAGGAGGCCACCACAGUCUCGGAGUUCGUCUUCAAUGACAUCUUCAUUGAAGUGGAUGAGACAGAGUAAAGCCCUCUUCUGGGAUCUUCCUUUCUUCCUUUUUUUCUUUCUAUUUUUGUAAUAAGUGUGAAAUUUCCAGAGUCAGCGAUGUCAGCAAAGCAGUGUUGAGAAAAGCACCACUGCCUGUUUUUAUUUAGGUCAAUUUUGAAUAUUUAUUAAGCUUAAUUUAAAGCUUUUAUAAUCAGUGGAAACCAUUUCAUUCUGAAAUACCAAGCAAUUAAGACUGCUCUCCCUGACAGACACUUUAACUUGUUUACAUUUGACUCACCCUGUGCUGAGCACAGCUGGACUUGUGGACUGCAUGGAUACACGUCUGUAUAAAUCAUAGUGCUGACAUACUUGGAGCUUGAUUGUAUUUAACAUUAGUGACAUUCUUCUGUAAAGGUGGUUUUGUUUCUGUUGCUGUGUGUGUGUGGUUUUUUUUUGUUUUUUUGUUUUUUUCUUUUUGUUUUGGAGGGUGAUGAAGGUCUGUUUAUUUGCCUAUAAGUAUAUGAAAGCAAGUUGUGAAACUCCACUUUGGUAUGGUAAAGGUAAAACUUUUCUAUUAUUAGCUAUUUGACUGAAAAAUGUGUAUUUUUCUAAUUCAUGGUGAUGUAACAUUAGUUCUAAUUGAAGAUCUAGUAUUUAAACUUGCUAUUUAUAAAGAUUGAACAUCAAAGAGAUUAUUUAUUUUUAAAUUUUUUAUUUAAAAGCAUAUCCCGAUUUAAUUAUUUUCACUUAUCAGAUGUGGGCAAAGAAAGCAUUAACAAAUAAUUUGUCUCCUUUUCCUCUUUACUUUUUUUUUUUCGAGACAGGGUUUCUCUGUGGUUUUGGAGCCUGUCCUGGAACUAGCUCUUGUAGCCCAGGCUGGUCUCGAACUCACAGAGAUCUGCCUGCCUCUGCCUCCCGAGUGCUGGGAUUAAAGGCGUGCGCCACCACCGCCCGGCUCCUCUUUACUUUUAAAGCUAUUUUAAAAUGUCAUAAUUAAAAAUGUUUAGGUGGUGUCUGUAUUUUGAAUACUUUUCUCAUACUUUGGUACAUUGAAUUUAUACUGUGAAUUUUUCUUUUUUGCUUUUCUUAUUUCCUCUAUUAUCUCAGGAUUUUUGUUGGAAGAAAAAAACUUAAUGUUAAGAGACAUGUUGUAUAAAACAAUCUUCUACACACACACAUACACACACACACACCUUAAAAAAAAAAAAGAAGAAAACAGUGAUAGAUUUUUCCCCUACUAAAUUCUGCUCACAGGAUGUGUAGGCUUUUUAACCACAGAACAUGAUUCUUCUGCUAAAGCAGAAAAUACGACAGGAAAACUUUGCAAAGCCGUGAUUGUCAUCAUUAUGAACUUAGGUUUUUUUUUUUUUUAAUUUUGAGACGUAGUGAUUUAUAUAAGUGUCUUAAUUCUCUUAACAGAUUUUCCUUGUUUCAAAUUAAUCUGAAAGACCAAAUUUAUUGAUUUUUUUAUUAGAAAAAUCUCAUAGCUCAGUACACUAACUCAGUAGUUAGAAAGUUUUUUCCACAAAAUAUUUUUUGAAACUGUAGACCAAGGGGUCCUAGUGGCAGCUGUGUGGUCCUGCUGGUUCAGCAGGAGCAGGAGCGUGCCUGGGCUUUUACUUAGGCAACAUGUCUUCUGCUAUUGCUCCGUGCUGCCCCUCUCCCGCUUAAAACAGGGUUGUGUGUCCCAGACUAGCCCUGGACUCUGUAGAUGAUGGUGUUCUUCAGUGUGAUCCUCCAGUCUUCACUCCCAGAGCUGGGUUACAGGAGUGCACCACCAUGUGCAUUUUAAUGCUGUGCUGGAGCAGAGCCAAGGCUUCCCACAAGAGCUCUGCCAACCGAGCGUCCUGUCCUGGACUCAGUGCUUCUUGUCUGCAGGUGCUGAUGUCUCUGCUUAGGAGUUAUUUGUCAUAGACGUUGUAAAAUGUGCCUAUGAUUUAGAAAACUGUGUUGAGUGGAUUAUGAAAUGAUCAGUACUUCAAUUGGAAAAGUAUUUUCACAUCUAGCUAAGUUUCAUCUUUAUAUAUUGAUAAAAUGAUGACUACUUUUCAAGUUAAGUGAAAAAGAAAGUUUUCACUUUGGCUUUCUAGCCUAAGCGGGAAAGGCUAGUAGGGCUCAGUGAGUCUAGAGUGAAGCUAAUCCAUUGAAACCUACCGUGAGCAUAUUUCUCAUUCUGUGUCUUAGGGUAAAAUGUAUGAUUUAACAUCUUGAUUAUAAAGGAAGAUCUAUAAAUUAGAUGGAAAUUCUCAUGUGAUUAAUGUCACAAAAUCAUGGGUUAAUUCACAGUGCUAUUUCAAUGCCGUUUGUAAAUUUCAAAGUUUCUGUUCUGUAAAGGUUUUUUUUUUUUUUAAUGUUACUUGGGUUAGAUCACCGCAACUAAACUAUUAUUUAUCCCUGUAUUAUAUUUAUUUUUUUAACAUAUGUCUCUUGUUCGUCUGUAAAACUGAUUUUAUGGAAGAUGUAAUUUAUUGUAUAAAGAGUAAAAGGGUGUUCGUUGUAUAGAGAAUCAAGUCAGUCACAAAUUGUCCAGCUGUUACAGCCUCAAAACAGAUGUUGGGAAGAGAAACACAAUCAGUGUACUUAGCUUUAAGGCGGAAAGAUCCCUGGUGGUGUAAACAUGCUUCCAGGAAUUUGUUAUAAAUCUGACUUUUUUCCUCCUGAACACUUAACAUCUAAGCAGGUGGCCAGUCAUGGUUUAAAAGUCUAAUUGCUGAUAAAUGAUUAAGGCAUAGAUAAAAAAAUGAACAUCCACUGUUUACCACCGUAUUAUUCUAAAUGCAGGUGACCAUGUAUACUGCCUUGCUUGAAGGAGUUUUUGAUAAAAGAAACAAUAUCUGUCAUUUGUAAAUUUUCUUGUUCUAAAGAAAGCAGUUAUGUUCUGUUGAUAAAAAUUAUGUAAAUAAAAAGUUAUUUUAUAUCA
Messenger RNA from Alexandromys fortis (reed vole), 10292 nucleotides. RefSeq names its product B double prime 1, subunit of RNA polymerase III transcription initiation factor IIIB (gene Bdp1). NCBI's taxonomy places the organism in Eukaryota, Metazoa, Chordata, Mammalia, Rodentia, Cricetidae. The transcript has 39 exons. Gene Ontology annotation, molecular function: TFIIIC-class transcription factor complex binding. Gene Ontology annotation, biological process: RNA polymerase III preinitiation complex assembly. The coding region runs from base 218 to 7411 and encodes 2397 amino acids. The record is from RefSeq and is a predicted model, not a curated record. Gene Ontology annotation, cellular component: transcription factor TFIIIB complex.